Messenger RNA from Melitaea cinxia (Glanville fritillary), 579 nucleotides. RefSeq names its product secreted RxLR effector protein 161-like. The coding region runs from base 1 to 579 and encodes 192 amino acids. NCBI's taxonomy places the organism in Eukaryota, Metazoa, Arthropoda, Insecta, Lepidoptera, Nymphalidae. The record is from RefSeq and is a predicted model, not a curated record. The transcript has a single exon.
AUGGGCGAAUGUAAGCCGGUUUCAACGCCGAUGGAAAUAGGUUUAAAGGGUUUAAAAUUGGAAAGAGCACAAAAAGAAGAAGAAAUAGAGAACAUACCAUACCAGGCUCUGAUUGGUUCUUUGAUGUAUCUAGCUAUAGCUAUGCGACCAGAUAUUAUGUUUACAAUAAGUUAUUUGAGCCAAUAUAAUACUUGUUUUGGAAAAACGCAUUGGCAAGCUGCAAAAAGGGUUUUGCGUUAUUUAAAAGGCACGAAGAAUAUUGGCAUCAGAUAUAAAAAAACCGGAAGUGCAUUAAUAGGAAUGGCUGAUGCUGAUUGGGUAGCAUGUACCAUUGACCGUCGUUCAUAUACGGGUUACAUCUUUAAGUAUGGAGGUGGUCUAGUAAGUUAUGCUACAAAGAAACAACGAGUUGUGGCAUCGUCAACUGCUGAGGCUGAAGAUAUGGCAAUGACGGAAGCUGAAAAGAAAGCGCUGCACUUAAAACAGCUGUUGGAAGAUAUUGGAGUGGCUAAACAAGCUGUACCAACUUAUCAUGAUAAUUUAGCUGCACAGAAAUUAGCCAACAAUUUAAUAAAAUAA